AUGACAAAAAUAUAAAUAAAAAUAUCAACUUAUAAAAUCACAUAGUACAGGAUCCAGAACUUCAUUUUGUCUUAUAAUUGUGUGUGGUGUGUUACAAAAUAGAGUGGAUGAGAGUAUGGAGCUUGUACAAGCAAAUUUGUUCUGUGCCAGCAACCAACGUGACCCCAUUCUUGGCAUUCGAUAUAAACAAUUUACUUCAACUCUGCAGCAAUUCCAAAACAAUACACCAAACCAAACAAACCCAUCAACAAAUUAUCGUAAGUGAUCAAAGCCGCAACGCAUUCAUAAUCACCAAAUUGAUACAAGUUUAUGCUGAUCGCGACGAUAUUAAAUCUGCCCAUAACCUGUUCGACAAAUUGUCUCAAAGAAAUGUGUUUGCUUGGACAGCCAUAAUAUCAUAUUUUUCGCGUAACCGAUUAAUUGAAGAAUGUAUAAGUACUUAUAAGGAGAUGAAACUAGAUGGAAUUUUACCUGAUGGGUAUGUGUUUCCUCAAGUACUGAGAGUUUGUGCUAAGUUUUCGAGCUCGGGGAUUGGGGUACAAGUGCAUAGAGAUGUAGUUGUAUGUGGUGUAGAAUGGAAUGUCCAAGUUAGUCAUUCUUUAAUUGAUAUGUAUUCAAAAUGUGGUGAUAUUAUGAGUGCUAAACGGAUAUUUGAUUCAAUGCAAGAAAAAGAUUUGCUUUCGUGGAAUUUGAUAAUUUCAGGAUAUGUAUGUAAUGAGUUUCUUGAUUUGGCUGUUGAGAUGUUGGAGCAUAUCAGUAUGGAAGGUUUUCAACCAGAUGUAGUAACUUUGAACACAGUGAUGGAUGCUUAUUGUCGCAUGGGUCAAUGCGAUGAGGCUAGGAAAAUAUUUGUUUUAAUCAAAGAACCGAGUAUAAUAUCAUGGACGACUUUGAUAUCGGGCUAUUCAAGAAUUGGAAAUCAUGGUAGUGCGUUGGAUACGUUUAGGGAGAUGAUAAAUAGGAGAGAAGUUUGGCCUGACCUAUAUUGUCUCUCUAGUAUACUUGCAUCGUGCCAGCUUAUUGGGGAUUUAAGGAGUGCCCAGGAGAUUCAUGCACAUGGGAUUAAACUAGAAUCACCUUUUGCCUUUCACAGAUCUUCUGGACCUGCAUUGCUGACUCUAUAUGCUAAAUGUGGGAGGAUUCAGGAUGCAAGGCAUGUUUUUGAGUUGAUGGAUAGAACGGACGUUGUUGCUUGGAAUUCCAUGAUUCAUGGUUUUGCUGAACUAGGGAUGAAAGACUCGGCUGUGGAUUAUUUCAAGGAAAUGCUGACUAUAGGAAUCAAGAUUAACGAGAUCACACUUUUAAUUGUUUUGUCAGUUUGUGACAUCAAAUACGGGAAACAGAUUCAUGCAUAUAUAUCUCGGAGCAGUUUUUGGGACGUCACUCCCAUUUGGAAUGCACUUAUUUACAUGUAUUCAAAAUGUGGGUGCAUUGGAAAUGCUUUAUCUGUAUUUUCUCAUUUGGCUCAUAAAGAUAUAGUGUCAUGGAAUACAAUAAUUGGUGGGUUGGGAAUGCAUGGUUUGGGCCAAGAUGCCCUGCAUCUACUGGAACAAAUGAGUCAUUCUGGCGUUCAACCAAACACUUUGACAUUCACUUCAGUGCUUUCAGCAUGCAGUCAUUCAGGACUUGUUGAUGAGGGGUUAGAUAUUUUCCACAGAAUGGAGGAAUUUGGAGUGAACCCCAGAAUGGAACAUCUUACUUGUGUUGUUGAUUUACUAACACGAGCUGGUCGUCUUGAAGAUGCCACAAAUUUUAUAGGGAAAAUGUCUGUUCAGCCGAACAAGCAUAUAUGGGGUUCUUUACUUGCUGCUGCUUUAGCACACCAAAAAGUGAGCAUUGGAGUUCUUGCUUCGGAGAAUUUAGUCGAGUUGGAACCUGAUAAUCCUGGACACUAUGUAACACUGUCAAAUUUAUAUACUAAAGCUGGAAGAAUAAGUGAUGCUCUUGCAGUGCGAAAACUAAUGGAGACUAAGGGAUUGGUAAAGGGUUCUGGUUGUAGCUGGAUAGUGGAUGGAAAUUGAGAACAGAAAAAGAGAUGUACUAGAUAUUUUGAAGGUUCAGGUAAGUUAUAGCUGCUAAAAUUUUGCCUGUCCUUGAUAAGUAUUUACUAUAUUUACCAUGAAGACUUGACUAAGUUUAUCUUGCUGCCUUCUAUGUUGUGGUUAUAUAGUUUCACUUAGUCAUCCGUGUGACUUGGAAGCUAUGGUUGUUACUGAAUUUGGAACUCCGGACCAAAAUAAGUUAUUUUUUAAAUAAAUUCACCAAAGUAAUAUGUUUUUUUUGAAACUUUCCCAAACUACUAAAAAACUUGUUCUCAGUAACGUAUUAUGCUUUAAAAAAAAGUUAAAGAAUCAAAAAAAGUUGUGGAUGAUGUUAAAAUAGAAAUCGUUAUUGUCAGACACAUUUUUGGCAUAAAACGUUACUGUGAGUAACGAGAUUCUACAACUCUAUCACAUCAGAAUUUUUGUGCAACUCUGAUGCUAAAUUCGUUACUGUCAAUUACGUUUUAGCUUUAAAACGUUACUUCGAGUAACGUUACUCCGAGUAACUCAAAACUCUGACGUCACGGAGUUUUGAGUUGAUUUGAUAGUAUUGUUACUCGGAGUAACGUUUUAAAGCUAAAACAUAAUUGGUAGUAACGAAUUUAACGUCAGAUUUAUACAAAAAUUCUGAUGUGGCAGAGUUGCAGAGUCUCGUUACUCACAGUAACGUUUUAUGUCAAAAACGUUACUGACAGUAACGAUUCCUAUUUUAACGUCAUCUUUUUGGUCCGUUAACUUUUUUUAAAGUAUAAUACGUUACUGAGAACAAGCUUUAUAGUAGUUUGGGAAAGUUUCAAAAAAAAUAUUACUUUGGUGAAUUCAUUUAAAAAAUGACUUAUUUUGAUCCAGGGAUUCUGAAUUUGGGAGCCAACUGUUGCAAAGAGUGUAUGAAGUUUCGAACUCAAUGACAUAAUUCUUGACUUUUCAGUUGUAGAAUCACGAACUCCAUGUCUCUUUCUUUGAGUUCUCAGUUGUUGAACCACGAACUUCAUGGAAAAAUCCUUGAAUCUCAGUUAUAAAACCAUAAACUUCAUGAUCAUACCUUGAGUUUGAAAAAAAUCUCUAAAUGUGAAACUUCAACACAAAAAUUCCGAUGUUCAAAAAUUUUACAAGUAAAACUCUAGUAAAGUGCAACAGAGUUCUCUUAAGUUUCAUACCUUUUUAAAGAAAAAGCUUGCAUUUUCAAAGAUAACUGAUAUGCAAUUAGAAACGCCUACUAAGAUUUGUGGUUGUGACUAAAAUUUUCUAAUUUUGAGUGAAAUUUAAGAUUUUAACAUUUUUUUCUUGAAAUUGCUUCAGGUCCUAGAUAUUUUAAAGGUAAAGGUAAGUUAUAGAUGCUAAAAUUUUGCCUGUCCUUUGUAAGUAUACUAGCAGGGGCCCAACGUGAUGUAUGUAAAUAAAAUUAGAUAUAAUGCAUUUAUGUGUAGAACAAACUAUUUACUUUAUAGUAUUUAUCACGGAGUCAAGUUUUAUAUAUAAUUUUCAGAUAAUAUAUUUUCGUCUCAA
Molecule: messenger RNA, 3548 nt
Organism: Capsicum annuum
Lineage: Eukaryota; Viridiplantae; Streptophyta; Magnoliopsida; Solanales; Solanaceae
Product: pentatricopeptide repeat-containing protein At1g15510, chloroplastic
Exons: 2
Coding region: 108-2021 (637 amino acids)
Biological process (GO): RNA modification
Molecular function (GO): RNA binding; protein binding
Source: RefSeq, a predicted model, not a curated record